UUCCCACAAUGCCCGGUAAUAUAUUAUUACAUCAUCAAAUCGCGUCCGCCGUUCCUCUGGCAACGCUUGUAACGGCAACUCCGCCACUUAGCUAACCUAGCUUGGAACUUUUCAAAUGUGAUGCCGAGAAUAAGCUCGGACACACUGUGGGAGCUGGCAGCAGCCGAGGUUCACAGCAGAGAAACUGGAGGAGGAGAAGAGGAUGGAGGAGGAGAGGAUGGAGGAGAGUCAGUCAGCGAGAGGACCGUGUUUCUGAUGGGGAGCAAGGCGGGGGGUAAAACGACAAUCCUUCUCAGAUGUCUCGACAGGGAUGAACCUUCCAAGCCAACCCUGGCACUGGAGUACACUUUUGGUAGAAGAGCCCGAGGACACAACACACCUAAAGAUAUAGCCCACCUAUGGGAGCUUGGAGGAGGAACUUCUUUGUCGGACCUGGUCCAGAUCCCAAUUUCUCCUGUCAGCAUCAGGUCUCUCUCUGUCAUCCUCAUUCUGGACUUGUCUAAACCCAAUGCCCUGUGGGGAACCAUGGAGAAGCUCCUGCAGGCAGCACAGGAUCAGCUGGAGAAAGUCUUUUCCCUUGCUCAGCAAGGGCAGAAGACCAAAUCUGGCACUAAACACCAGACCUCUGUCCACUCAGCAGCACGCGUCUUACCCAAAGAUUUCCCAGACAGAGAGCUGAUCAGUCCCUUUCCUGUCCCUUUGCUCAUCAUUGGAAGCAAAUAUGAUCUCUUUCAGGAUUUUGACUCGGACAAGAGGAAAGUGGUUAGUAAAACACUGCGUUUUAUAGCCCACUACUAUGCAGCCUCUCUUGUUUUCACAAGCAUCAAGUCAGAGAGCCUCAUGUCAAAAACCAAGAGUUUCUUCUCUCACCUGGCUUUUGGUCUGGACAGAGGGAAAACUGUGACCAGUGACCCCACCAAGCCUCUCAUCAUUCCAGCCGGCUUUGACUCCUUCACCCAAAUAGGAUCCCCUCCCACUUCUGAUGUGGACAUUACUUCUCUUCACGCCAAAAACCCAAAGGACCUCUGGAAGAAAGUCUAUGAGCGAGUUUUCCCCCAAGAGAAUACCAGUGAGCAGAGGGAGCUGAAGGAUCCAGCCAAAGACCCACGGUACAGUGAGCCUCAGAUUGAUGCCAUGAGAGUCCAGAAAGACCAGGAGUUGGAUCAAUAUAAGAGGAAUGCAGCUAAGUCAUGGAAAGGGCUGGAGCUGGACACAUGAGAGAUAAUCAGAUACAUGUUCACACACAAACAUGACAUAUUAGUGUUAAUACAAUCUUCAUUUUGAAAUAUGUAUUUAUUUUUGAGUCAUUUCUAACAUUUUUGUUAAUACUUUUCAAUUCAUACACCAGUUUUAUAGUCCACAUGUAUUUUUCUCUAAAUACUUCAGAAACUGUGUACUUCUGAUAAAAAUGUGUUCCAAAAAAUAAA
Molecule: messenger RNA, 1427 nt
Organism: Notolabrus celidotus (New Zealand spotty)
Lineage: Eukaryota; Metazoa; Chordata; Actinopteri; Labriformes; Labridae
Gene: dync2li1
Product: dynein, cytoplasmic 2, light intermediate chain 1
Exons: 13
Coding region: 121-1218 (365 amino acids)
Biological process (GO): intraciliary transport involved in cilium assembly; intraciliary retrograde transport
Cellular component (GO): ciliary basal body; axoneme; cytoplasmic dynein complex
Molecular function (GO): dynein heavy chain binding
Source: RefSeq, a predicted model, not a curated record